Messenger RNA from Lagopus muta (rock ptarmigan), 1626 nucleotides. RefSeq names its product thiosulfate sulfurtransferase like domain containing 2 (gene TSTD2). The transcript is spliced from 9 exons. The coding region runs from base 54 to 1457 and encodes 467 amino acids. The record is from RefSeq and is a predicted model, not a curated record. Lineage: Eukaryota; Metazoa; Chordata; Aves; Galliformes; Phasianidae.
CCGGUUCCGCUUUCUGUCGGGCAGCACUUCCGGGGGGGGGUCAGCGGCGGGAGAUGGCGCCGGGCGAGGCGCAGCCCGGACUGGGGGCUGUUCCUCGGGGUGGUGCUGGGCCUCAGGCGGCCGCCGCCGCUAGAAAGCAACACGCCUCCGCCCGGAAAAUGGCGUUCUCCCUGUUUGUCAAGGCGAAAGAGGUGCCGGCCGCCUGUCCGGGUGGUGGGGCGGCCGUGUGGUGGAGGUGCUGCCGGCAGACGUUUCGCGAGCGCCGCGGCAUCCACCGGCAUGUAGGUACGCAGCAUGGCGGGGACAUCGAACGGCAGGCGACUGGGCCCGGGACCGCCGGCAAGGCGGUGUCCGCUGAGCGGGUGGGAGGACGGGAUUGCGGAGAGCUCUGCGAGGCGCUGCCCGACACCAGCGGCCUCCACCGUGAGGAGCUGACCAGCAAGGUGGGAGAAGUACUUCUAUAUUACUGCUACUGUGAGGUGAAGGAUCCAGAGAAACUCUGUGCUUGGCAAAAGGCUCUCUGCCAGCAUCUGCAUCUCACUGGCAAGGUACGAGUUGCUUCAGAAGGAAUUAAUGGAACAGUUGGUGGAAGCAAAGUAGCUACCAAUCUGUACAUUGAAGUUAUGCUUGCUCAGCCUCUCUUCAAAGACAUUUUGUGUCGAGAUGAUUUCAAGAGUAGUGCAGGAGGAGCUCACUGUUUCCCAGAUCUUCGAGUUGGAGUAUUCAAAGAAAUUGUACCACUGGGCAUUGAUCCUAAAGAAGUCUCUUACAAAGAAACUGGAAUCCAUUUAACCCCUCAGGAAUUUCACAGGGAAGUAGAACAUUAUCUGUCUCAGUCCAGUCAAGGACAAAGUGAUACCAUCUUGCUGGAUUGUAGGAACUUCUAUGAAAGUAAAAUAGGACACUUCCAGGGCUGUCUAGCUCCAGAUAUCAGGAAGUUCAGCUAUUUUCCCAGCUACAUUGAUGAAAACCUGAAGCUGUUCAAAAACAAGCGUGUCCUGAUGUACUGCACAGGAGGCAUUCGUUGUGAAAGAGGCUCUGCUUACCUGCGGAGCAAGGCAGUGUGCAAAGAGGUCUACCAGCUAAAAGGUGGAAUUCAUAAGUACUUGGAGGAAUUUCCAGAUGGCUUCUACAGGGGAAAGUUGUUUGUAUUUGAUGAUCGUUAUGCCAUUUGUUCCAAUGAAGAUGUCAUCUCAGCAUGCAGAUACUGUGGGACGCUGUGGGACCAGUAUAAACUCUGUUCCAGCCAGCACUGCCGGCAGCUUGUCCUGACGUGUCUGAGUUGUCGCAAGAAGGGUCUCACAGCUUGCUGUCCUCUUUGUCAAGAGAAAGAGCUUCAGGCGACCUCAGGGGCUCCAGGACAGGCACUAAAGGAGGAAUGUGAAUGUACAAAGAGGCGGCCAAGGGUACCCAUUGAACAUAUCUCACAAGGGACACGGGGCACAGGAGAAGAUUAAGCUGUUUCAUUAGCCGAUCUGACACUCACGCUUAUUUGAAGGGCUUCUAAAACCAAAUCUCUAUCUGUUACUCAACUGGAUUACUAAGAAAUCACAAGUCUUUUAGCUUGGAAAGUCUUGUUUAUAACUCACUUUGAUAUCCUGAAAAAAAGUGCUUUACUUGAACAUA